AUGUACGUGUUACUGUGUUUUGCUCUUCCCUUGCUGGUCCAGUCUUAUCAUAUUAAUCAGAAUUUCUUCCCGGUGGACUGUCAGGAUAUUUUCACUAAUGGCUCCAUCCACAGUGGUGUUUACACCAUCUACCCCUUAGGACCCAAGAGAGCAUUACAGGUCUACUGUGAUAUGGGCUGUCCUGAUGACAAAAGCAACGAGGACGGGAAAUGGACUGUCAUUCAGAGGAGAAUAGACGGCACUGUGAAUUUCUACCGACCAUGGGACAUGUACAAGCUUGGCUUUGGAGACAGAAAUGGCGAAUAUUGGCUAGGUCUUGAGAAUAUAUUUCUCAUCACUUGGAGGGAGAAGCACGAGCUGAGGGUGGACAUGGGGGAUUUUGAGCGUGCUAAAGUCUACGCAAGAUACUCAUCUUUCUACAUUGAUUCUGAGUCGGAGAAGUACAUGCUUCACGUCACUGGAUUCAUCAACGGAGGGGCAGGAGAUGCUUUGGCGUAUCACAAUGGAAAACAGUUCGCAACUUUCGACAAAGACAUUAACAACUGUGCAAAGACAUAUGAAGGAGGAUUUUGGUUUGACAGCAGCCUCCACACCAACCCCAACGGUGUGUACAAAUGGGGAACCGUGGUAGCUGCAUAUACAGGAAUCCCCUGGUACCAGUGGAAAGGUUCCUACUAUUCACUAAAGUUUAUAGAGAUGAAGUGUGUUUUUGCCAGAAUUUGA
Molecule: messenger RNA, 723 nt
Organism: Clarias gariepinus (North African catfish)
Lineage: Eukaryota; Metazoa; Chordata; Actinopteri; Siluriformes; Clariidae
Product: microfibril-associated glycoprotein 4-like
Exons: 4
Coding region: 1-723 (240 amino acids)
Biological process (GO): elastic fiber assembly
Source: RefSeq, a predicted model, not a curated record